CAAAUUGCACUUAACAUACGGUGUAAGUGUGUGCGUGCGAGUGUGUGUGUGUGCAGUGCAGACGAAAAAGAAAAGGAACGCAUAACUGGAGCCAAAAGAGCGCGAAAAUUGAGAGGAAACGUGGUUGUGAGCAGAUGCAGCUGGCAGACAAUAUUUUAAUUUAACAAACUAAAUAGACAAUUUAUUGCAAGCGACUAAAGACAGAGCGUGCGUGAGUGUUUCUCUGACGAUCGGCAUGGCCUUGAGUUUUGUGCAGAAGCGCCUGCUGCUCGAUGAAGAUGAGGACGGUGGCCAGCAGCCACACGAGAACCAAGAGAACGUGGAUCCUCAAUGGUCGGCGAAGCGUUUCAAGAAGACAGCGGUGGAGCAAGUGAAGACGCCCAUGCAGCGCCUGCUGGAUCGUCAGAUGGUUGGGAGUGCGGAGAAAGCCGCGUUGACGCCGGUUACGGCGCUGUCCCAGAGCAUGCAGAUGGCCCAGCUGGAGGGUACACCUAAGACCUCGAUGGGGGACAGACUGCUACUGCGACACAAACGCGCCAUAGCGCCGCCAUCGCCCGAGCAGAAGACGGGUCUGACCAUGCGUGCAUUCAACAGCGUGUCGAGCUGCUGCUCCACAGACUCCAAUUCAAUGGACGAUGAGUACAUGACCAUGCUGGAGCUGCAAUCGGCCUCGACGGAGGAGGAUACACCGCUGAAAAAGCUGCCCAAUGAUUUGGAUGCGCUCAUUACGGGUCGUUUGAAGGAGGAUCCAUGCCUGAGCACUCCGGAUCAAUUGUUGCCGUUACGUUCACGAUCGCGGCGCUGUCUGAGCAUGUCCAGGAAGGAAGACAAUCCCUUGUCUCCCUUUAGCAAAACGUUGUCCAUGAACGACGCCGACAUCAUGAGUGCUCUGGCCCGUGAUGCUCAUGCCGAUGAGCCCGAACUUAUUGGAGAUCUGAGCAAGCCCUGUGCUCUACCUCUGCUUCAGGUGGGCGUGCGUCAUCCAGACUUAAAGACAAUUUCGUGUGACACUUUGGCGCGCUUGUUGCGCGGCCAAUUCGAGGAGCUGGUGACCAGCUACCACAUCAUUGAUUGUCGCUAUCCCUACGAGUACAAAGGUGGCCACAUUGUUGGCGCGAAAAACCUAUACACACACGAGCACAUUAUAGAGGCUUUUCCGGCAUUGAGAAACGCUUCCACUGUGCGUCAACAGCAGCGCAACAUUUUCAUAUUCCAUUGUGAGUUUUCCUCGGAACGUGGUCCAAAAUUUUUGCGAUUCUUGCGCAGCAACGAUCGCUCACAGCACACAAAUAGUUAUCCGCAUCUGGACUAUCCAGAAUUGUAUUUACUUCACAACGGCUACAAGGAGUUCUUCGAGCAAUAUGCCGAGCUCUGCACACCCCGCAAUUACAUUCCAAUGCUCGAGCCGUUGUACAAUGAGGAGUUUCGCCAUUUCCGUGCCAAGACCAAGUCCUGGCAGUCAACAGAUCACGAUCAUAAUGGCAGCAGCGCCGGUGGAGUCGCAACCAACUCGCGUCCGCUUAAGAAAUCACGCUCGCGUUUACUCUACUCGGAAUUUUAGAAAAUUCAGUUAGAAAAUUUAAAUAUUAGUCUCAAAAGUUUCCUUAUAACUAUAAGUUUUAAAUUCCUAAGUAGUUAGCCAUCCACGUCUUAAGAAAGAACAAACAAAGAGAGUAAUGAAUAAUUUAGUUUUUAGUUUAGUGGCGUUUUGAAUGGCACGUAAUUUUAUGUAUUUUAUGCGUUCUACAGUUUCAAACGGUAUUCAGCGCAAACUGGUUCCUUGUAAUACCUAGAAGAAAGGAAUGGAAUUUAUUUAAACAAACUUAUACUAAAUUGUUCUGUGAGUACACCCUUGGCCUCUAGUCAAAGCGCCCCAGUUCGACAAUUCCAAAUGAACGGUUGUGUUAUUAUCUAAAGAAAAACAAUGAUAUUUAUAUAUAUACAUAUAUCUAUGUGAACAAAAACAAAUUAAACUUGUGAUAUAAAAUGUCCAACUCAUUUAAAUAUUUGUAAGAGAAUCACCCUUCAUUAUAAUUAUUACACAAUAAA
This is a messenger RNA of Scaptodrosophila lebanonensis, 2049 nucleotides long. Its product is annotated as cdc25-like protein phosphatase twine. The record is from RefSeq and is a predicted model, not a curated record. Bases 236 to 1561 code for a protein of 441 amino acids. Gene Ontology annotation, cellular component: cytoplasm; nucleus. NCBI's taxonomy places the organism in Eukaryota, Metazoa, Arthropoda, Insecta, Diptera, Drosophilidae. Gene Ontology annotation, molecular function: protein tyrosine phosphatase activity. The transcript has 2 exons. Gene Ontology annotation, biological process: protein dephosphorylation; positive regulation of G2/MI transition of meiotic cell cycle; G2/M transition of mitotic cell cycle.